AUUCUGUCCAGAAGCGGUUAAAAAUAAACAUUCAUUUGGACUUGUUUGAGAUUGGAUGUUAGCCCGAUGCGUAAGUUCUAAUGUACUCCUGGACAACCUGUCCAUCCUGUCCAUUGCUCAGAACAGUUGUUGCCAUCGAGAGGUUCUCCGAGCUGCUGCGACUUUACAGGAGAUUACAAGGGGUCUCACUUCCGUUGCAGCCACUUCCGUGUGCUGUCCCUUCCCUGCGUAUCACCGCCUACGCAUUAACAGCUUCCCGUCUCACUCCCUCCGUAACGAUCUUCACUGCCUGGCAUUGCCACCGUCAAACAGCAACAACAACAACAACAACAAAAAAACAGGCGCCCAUCUGUGCAGUAAACAACCGCGACUUUGUCCAAAAAUACAUCCACCACCACCACGAUCCCCUUCCCGCUUUACGCACCUCCUUCCCUUUAAAUACCCCAGCUCUUCUUUCGAAAUAUCCUCCAGCCCGAAUCAUACACACCCUCCAUUUCCACAGCUCAUAUAAUCACUACGAAAAAUGACAGCCGCUACAUCUGAAAAAAGGCCAAUGCAGACCAAGAACAAGGUCUUGAUUGCCGCCGUGUCCCUCGUUAUCGUUGCCGGUAUCGCUAUCGGCAUCUACUUCGGCGU
Gamsiella multidivaricata is the source of this 636-nucleotide messenger RNA. RefSeq lists its product as uncharacterized. The record is from RefSeq and is a predicted model, not a curated record. Bases 56 to 511 code for a protein of 151 amino acids. NCBI's taxonomy places the organism in Eukaryota, Fungi, Mortierellomycota, Mortierellomycetes, Mortierellales, Mortierellaceae. The transcript has 2 exons.